Suhomyces tanzawaensis NRRL Y-17324 is the source of this 3153-nucleotide messenger RNA. RefSeq names its product histone methyltransferase (gene DOT1). The transcript has 2 exons. Gene Ontology annotation, biological process: DNA damage checkpoint signaling; regulation of transcription regulatory region DNA binding; DNA repair. The record is from RefSeq and is a predicted model, not a curated record. Gene Ontology annotation, molecular function: histone H3K79 methyltransferase activity. NCBI's taxonomy places the organism in Eukaryota, Fungi, Ascomycota, Pichiomycetes, Serinales, Debaryomycetaceae. The coding region runs from base 1 to 3153 and encodes 1050 amino acids. Gene Ontology annotation, cellular component: nucleus.
AUGAACUCCAAAGGCUUUGUAGGCGAAAAUGAACCACUAUUUUCACCUCUCGAUCAGCCAGAACAGACCCCAGACACUUCAGACCACUCCACAGAUGAACACACAGACAAUGCAGACAGCAUUGGCCCCGCAGGCUUCUCCCAGCAUGACAAAAGCAUGGUGACCAAGCUUUUGAGCGGUCCUUCUACGGUAUCAGAGGUGUCUCAGCUCUACCAUCUAACACCCAACUUGGCCCAGGAUGACUGGAGCAAGCUCGAAAUCGAAAAGUUGUUUUCCAUUGUAUUGCAUGACUUGACCAGCAAGGGAAUAGGCUCCCUUGCCUCAAAAACGACAGAGCAAGUGUUAGAGGCUGCAGGCAAAUUUCCCAUCAUUCCAUGGACAAGCGGUGAAAUCAGCCUCAUUAAGUUAGCGAAUCAAGAAGAUACCAAAGCCCUGAACCUACUCUUCUACCUUCCGUAUAGACUGCAAGAGUCCAUAGAAAGGGCCAGGGCUGCGUUUUUGUCGGCUCCAUCGUCCGAAGACUACUACAACAUAAACAGUGAAUUCAACAAGAAGCUAAUAGUUCAAUGCAUGGAGUCCGAUCUAUCUUUGGAUGCCCUUGUGUCCACAUUUCAAAAUAUCCCCUUUGACCAAAUUGUGGAAAAGAUUCGCCUGUUGGGUGAUCUUGAUUGUGGUGAGCUUACUGUUGGAGAAAAGCACACCUUGAAAAACUGCAUAUCUAAUGGCCAAUCCAUAGGUCAUAUAUACUUGAGUCUUCCUUGUAGAUCAAGGAGUUACGUUGGCUCAAAAUACAAAGAAAUGGAGUAUGUAUCUUCCAGGAAAACCAAGUUCAAAAGUCAUGAAGAACGGUUAAUUUAUGAAGCCAAAUGGGUGAUGUUCACCAGUGGCGAAUCUUCAACUCGAAGAGCAAGGAAAAGGCAUAGCGAUCAGGAUAUCGAACAGUUGGAACAAGAUUUGAUCCAAAAUAAAUCGAAACCAAAAGAAAAGGUCGAACUUACACCUGAGCAAAUAGCUGAACGAGAACUCCGUAAGGAAAAGAGGAAACAAAUGCUACUUGAGAAACAAGAACAAAAACGGAUACAAAGAAAAGUUUUGAGAGAACUGUUGGAACAAAGACGGCUUCAAGGUUUAACCCGACCUCGGAGAGAUGUGCAAAACUCUUCUCUAAAAUCCCUUCUUGCUGGCUCACAACACUUUCAAUCAGUUAUCGGUGAUAAAAAGGUGGUUGAGCAGGGCCAAAAACGGAAGCGCAUCCAGGCAGACCAUUACAGACCUGAGAUUGAAAUCAAGAAGACUCUACUUAAAACUAGACCUAGGCAAGCUCAUAAAAUUGCUAUUAAAAAGGCGUUAAAAUUAACACAUGGUGAAUCGACCAAGAAAUUGGUAAAGAAACUGGAAAAGCCAAAAAAGCCAAAGCUGAUGAAGGGCGAACAGAUAGAUAAUUUUUCCAGUUCUGAAACUCCAAUAAAGACGGAGGAUGAAGAGGAUGAUCAAGAAGACUAUGUAUCUCCGUUUGAUCCUACUGAUAUUAAUUCAGAUACCUUGGUGCCGCUUAAUGGCCGAGAAUUAUUCGAAUCUGGAUUCUACUCUAGCCAAACUAUCACGAACAUCAAUUAUGUCAAUGGGGAUGGAACUGGGGAGAGUUCACAUCUGAUUAUGACAAGUUUGGACGACUCCAUAUUGGCUGAGGAUGACUUAGCUGUCCAUAUUGUGCAGAAUCAUUCCAAGAAUUAUCGGUCAUUACCCAUCUCAUUUCCACCCAUGGAAUGCAGUGAAUCAAGCGAAGAGUUUGCUGAGUCCUUUAAUAGACUAAGGAAUAUUGUCAGAGUAAGAUUUCUCGUUCAUCCACAACAUAGUGAACUGUUUCUAUUAGCUGCUCCCAAGAGUAAUGAAUUGGAUCCCAUUUACGAAAUCAUUAAACUCUUCAUGAUUCACUACACAUUAUACUUUUCACACUCUCCAGUAUUGAAAAAGAUAAUCACUGAAGACUAUUGCGAAACCUUGGAAAGAUCUGUUGAGGAGAACGACUUCGGCAUGUUUAUGUCUGUUAUCGACAAGUGGAAUUUGCUUAUGCUUGAAUUAUCUCCUAAUUCAGAAGAGCUAGUGCAAAUUCUGACUGAUAAAGAUUUAAAUCCUGAAGUAAGGGAGUUUCUUGGAAAAGAGGAAGUCAAGAGGCCUACUCUGCACGAAUUAAAAUUGGCGGUAUUUUUUGAAGAGAUCACCAAGGAAUACCCUAGUCCACUGUUUCAAAUAGUACGUGGAGGAAGUAAUUCGCAUACGAAUGAAGAGAUGACUCGAGAUGGAGUCCACAUUCCUGUUUCGGUAACAAGGGAAGAAACACCCAUAAAACCCAAAGAAUAUAAUGCGGCAUUCUUCAGCAGACUCCUGGAAAUGACAAGUAUCUCUCGUUUCACGAUGCAACAAAUCUUACUUCGAGUCUAUUCAAGAAUUGUCUCUACUGAUUCCAAGAAAUUAAGAUCCUAUAAAGCGUUCACUGCAGAAGUAUAUGGUGAGUUGUUGCCGUCCUUUACUAGCGAAGUGUUAGAAAAAGUGCUGUUGACGCCUAACCAAAAUUUCUAUGACUUAGGUUCUGGUGUUGGAAACACAACCUUCCAAGCAGCAUUGGAGUUCGGUGCUCGUAUCAGUGGGGGGUGCGAGCUCAUGGAUCAUGCUUCAAAGUUGACCAAGUUGCAAGAGGGUUUAAUCCAGAAGCAUUUAAAGGUCCUAGGCUUAAAGCAACUCGAACUUGAUUUCGCGUUACUGCAAAGUUUUGUUGCUAAUGAAAAUGUUAGACAGAGUGUGUUGAAUAGUGAUGUCCUCAUUAUCAAUAACUAUCUUUUCGAUGUCAAUUUGAACACCGAUGUUGGACGACUUCUCCACGGGUUAAAAGCGGGAACUAAAAUCAUCAGUUUAAGAAAUUUCAUCCGUCCAAGAUACAAAGCCACUGGUGACACCAUUUUCGAUAGAUUGACAGUUGAGGAGCACGAGAUGAGUGAUUUUCUUUCAGUGAGUUGGACGGCCAACAAGGUGCCGUAUUUUAUCUCCACUGUUCAAGAGAACAUUGUUCCAGAAUACUUGGGCCGUGAUGAUAGUCCUGAAAAUUGUGGGUCUGUAAAGGUUGAGUAUAAUGAAUUGGCGCAGUUGGCAAACUAA